Messenger RNA from Aspergillus alliaceus, 1753 nucleotides. Its product is annotated as Zn(II)2Cys6 transcription factor domain-containing protein. The transcript is spliced from 6 exons. Gene Ontology annotation, molecular function: zinc ion binding; DNA-binding transcription factor activity, RNA polymerase II-specific. The record is from RefSeq and is a predicted model, not a curated record. NCBI's taxonomy places the organism in Eukaryota, Fungi, Ascomycota, Eurotiomycetes, Eurotiales, Aspergillaceae. Bases 42 to 1487 code for a protein of 481 amino acids. Gene Ontology annotation, biological process: regulation of DNA-templated transcription.
CGAAUUCGCAAUUCCCGUGGGAUGCAGCGGCCUUACGCAAAAUGUGCGACGGAGAUGCGCAAACUGUUCUGCGUUGUAGCCUCUGCAAUAAACCGUUUGACAAAGAGUCCACGCUAAAGAGGCAUGGAUACUACUGCCGCUCUCGACGAGUUGGUACUGCCACCCGGUCUCGUUCAUGUGUUGCUUGUGCGAGAGGCAAGGCGCGCUGCGAUAACCGACGGCCUGAAUGCUCGAGGUGCAUAGCUAAGGCUAUAGAAUGUCAUUAUCCUGCAAAUACGAAUGCGCCCAAAAGAAACGGCCCUAGGACACGGCGCGGCGAUGAUGCGCUGACUGAAGGGGGAAAUGUAGCACCUUCGCUCGCACUAGACUUUGGCAGUGUUGAAAAUCGUCAAGCAAGCAAUGACGAUAAUAUCACUCUCGACAGUACACUUGUAACAGACGCAGAGAUCGCGAAUAUUGGAGGAGAGUACCUUGAUUGGGGUAUCUCAGAUAUCAAUUUUGUGGACUUCUUGAAUCCGCAGAUGGAUGUUCAAGUACAGGAACCGAUCCCUUCUCCCAGUAUAUCGAUGCCACCAAUACCAACAUAUAUGCCCCGGCUACUCAUUCAACGACCGAAAAGAAAGGCUGGGGCUCAAAGGACCUCGCAUCUAAUCAUGCACACGUUGAAAUCAUAUCUCCGAAUGAUAAUGCGCCACAACACCCUUCCACCCUUUAUUCAUCCGCAUUCAAUAUCUCAUAAUGUGGGGAAUAACUCCAUGGACCCCCUAAGCAACUGUAUCAGCUUGGUACAUAUGAUAGAUAGCGAGGCCCACACCAGUCGAAAGUUGUUCUGGCAAAAGGUGCGGCUGGAAUGCGAACUAUUGUGUGAAGAGCAUCGGAAGUUGAAUGAAUGGGAUUUGCUGGGGGCUAUGCAAGCCCUAUCUAUUUAUAUUCUCGUACGAUUAGAUGAAGGCGAGACGGACUACAAUAAUCUUGAUUUCCUAUUACUCGCAACGGUGACAAUACUAGCGAAGCAACUCUCCCGUAAAGACUUCACGGACGGCACGCGCUCUUCACCAGGCGGGGAAGGUCCGCAAGUCAGCUGGAAUGACUGGAUAUUCGAAGAGUCAAGAAGAAGAUUGUCCGUGAUCUAUCGAAUUGUGAAUAUGUUAGUUUACUUCGAGCCAGCGGCAAUGUGUGAUCUCCCAACGCACCUUAUUUUAGCACCACUACCGGCGAGGAAGCAACUAUGGGAGGCAGGCAAUGAGUCUGCGUGGAGAGCAGAAAGCGACAGGGAACCUGGUGUCCAGACUGCUUUUGGAUUGGCCGCAGACGGUGAGCUAGUGAAACUGGACGAUGGCCACUUAUACAGCAACCAUGCGGUAUUGAUACAAAAGUCCUCGGAUGCUAGAGCUUUGCCCAAAAGCACAAUAGGUUGGGAGGAAUGGUGCUCGGGAAUGGAUGGAUUUGGCGGGCUUGUUAUGCUUACUGCUUCCAUGAUCGUGUAGGGCUUUUCACAAGUCUAUAGACCGACCUAGUCGAUACCCACUUAGGAAGGUACCGCAUAGAACCAUACUGAUGAGAUUCAAGACGUCUGUUAGUCUACGAAAUCAACUCUGUGAAGCUUAUCUUCUAGGGCAACAGCUCUCCACGGUUAUGAUUGUCUACCUACUGGUGGUAAUGCUCUGUAAUAUAGUCCUUUUGGUUAGUUAUACUGGGCUUGCUGAUUAAAGCUAAAAGGGUAAGUUAGAAAUAUUAUAUGCUGUUGCUAUGG